This is a messenger RNA of Neltuma alba, 1006 nucleotides long. RefSeq names its product PITH domain-containing protein At3g04780. The coding region runs from base 105 to 635 and encodes 176 amino acids. The record is from RefSeq and is a predicted model, not a curated record. The transcript is spliced from 8 exons. Lineage: Eukaryota; Viridiplantae; Streptophyta; Magnoliopsida; Fabales; Fabaceae.
UCGCUGUUCUGUUCUCUCCGUCGUAGGCUUCCCAGAACUAGUCUUGCCCUUUUCUAUCCCUUUCCCGUUGUCUCUCGAUUCGCUGUUUCUCUGGCGGAUCAGCCAUGUCUGCAGAAUCAGCUAGUGCGAUUCACAAGAACCAAGUUGAUCUGUUAGACUUCAUAGACUGGUCUGGGGUAGAAUGCCUCAAUCAGAGCUCUAGUCACCCUCUUCCCAAUUCUCUCAAACAGGGUUACAGAGAAGAUGAGAGCUUGCAUUUGGAGAGUGAUGCGGACGAGCAGCUUUUGCUAUAUAUUCCUUUUACGCAAGUUGUAAAACUCUAUUCCGUUGUUAUCAAAGGACCUGAAGAGGAAGGUCCAAAGACUGUGAAGUUGUUUUCCAACAAGGAACACAUGGGAUUUAGUAAUGUCAAUGACUUCCCUCCUAGUGAUGUAGCAGUUUUAUCUCCAGACAACCUUCUGGGAAAACCUGUAAUUCUAAAGUAUGUCAAAUUCCAAAAUGUUCGUAGCUUGACAAUUUUUAUUGAGGACAAUCAACAGGGUUCCGAGAUCACUAAGAUUCAAAAGAUUGUACUGUAUGGCACAACGGUAGAGACAACGGACAUGAAGGGGUUGAAGAAGAUUGAGGAUCACUGAUCAUGAACCGGAGACAUUUGAAAAUUGAUGGAUGAAUCGACUUAUGUCCAUUACUUGCAUUUCUGCCGCGAGAAUUUUUUAUUGGAAGUGUUUUAUGCUGCCCCCUGCAUUAUAUUUAAUGACUUUUAAGUUGUAUCUGAUUUCACAUCAGGCUGACGCACAUUAACCUGGUUAACGUUGGCGGUAGGAGGGAAUAUUGAGCUGUUCAAAGAUACAAUUAUUUUUCUUUUUCCUUUUUUUUUUUUUAAAUUAAUGUGGGAAGUGCCUGGAAACAUAAUUCAGUUAGGCGUUUUCUUGGAUAGCUUAACUUGAAAGGACCUCAGCUGCAAAGGUUAGACUGGAUUUUGAUCUAGGCUUACGAUUUACGAUAU